CCACCCGUCAAGAAUGUGACAACGACGACGAAGCCGUGGUUUGCACCACCUCUCAGGACAGCGGGCAGGCACAUCGUGGACGCCAACGGCCAGAGGGUGAAGCUAGCAUCCGUGAACUGGUAUGGCGCCAGCGACGUCUACUUCGUUGCCGGUGGCCUUGACUUCCGGCACAGAGACGAGAUCGCUGCGACGAUCAAGCGCAUGGGCUUCAAUUCCGUUCGCUUCCCCUACUCCGAUCAGAUGGUCAUUGAGAACCCCAUCAUCCCCCCAGAGUAUAUUUCUGCCAACCUGGACUUGCUAGACAGGUAUGACCUCAAUCGUACGAACGGGCAACGGGCCACCGAUCCCCCAAAAGGACCACGAGCGCUGGAAGUCUUCAACGCGUGCGUGAAGUCGAUGACUGACGCGGGCUUGAUCGUGAUACCCAACAACCACAUCACGAAUGCUCAUUGGUGCGACGGCAUGAACUUGUGCGAUUCGAGCUGGAAAAACGACCACUACGGACCGUUCUGCAAGAUCAAGCAGACGACUGCGACCUGGAUCGACCAUUGGCGAACAGUGAUGGCGCCUUUCGUUCACAACCCAUUUGUGAUCGGGGCUGACUUACGCAACGAGCCACGUGGUCUAUGGGGCACGAUGACAUGGUCCAUGUUCGCAAGCGCUUCCGAGAAAGCGAGCGAAGCAUUGCUUGCGAUUCAGCCAAACUGGUUGAUGUUCGUCGAAGGCAUAUCAUCCGCGAACGACUGCUCAGGGGCCAAGAACAGGCCAGUGAAGCUCUCGAUCCCGAAUCGCGUAGUGUAUAGCAGCCAUAUCUACUCGUGGUCGGGCUGGGGAUCAAUCCCUAGUGUGCCGUAUGGCAAGCGCCCCUAUCCGUCUUUCGCAGCAGAUAUGCGCAAGAAUUGGGCGUAUCUUAUCGAAGAGAACACCGCUCCUGUCUGGGUCGGUGAAUUUGGGGCACCUCAUAGCGGCAAUGACCACGACUACCACUAUUGGGAGAAUUCGAUGCGGAUCUUGAAUGAAACGGAUGCGGAUUGGGGAUAUUGGGCUCUCAAUCCACGAAAGCCGGAAGGCUACGAUAACGAAACCUAUGGAUUGUUGCACGAUGAUUGGGAAACGGUUGUUGGUGAUUACCGACUCAAAAGCCUCCAGAAGCUGAUGCCUCAG
Molecule: messenger RNA, 1164 nt
Organism: Pseudocercospora fijiensis CIRAD86
Lineage: Eukaryota; Fungi; Ascomycota; Dothideomycetes; Mycosphaerellales; Mycosphaerellaceae
Product: glycoside hydrolase family 5 protein
Exons: 1
Molecular function (GO): hydrolase activity, hydrolyzing O-glycosyl compounds
Source: RefSeq, a predicted model, not a curated record